Triplophysa dalaica is the source of this 5000-nucleotide messenger RNA. It is a transcript of the gene csf1rb, whose product is annotated as colony stimulating factor 1 receptor, b. Gene Ontology annotation, molecular function: macrophage colony-stimulating factor receptor activity; cytokine binding; ATP binding. The record is from RefSeq and is a predicted model, not a curated record. Bases 62 to 2890 code for a protein of 942 amino acids. Gene Ontology annotation, biological process: positive regulation of kinase activity; osteoclast differentiation; cytokine-mediated signaling pathway. NCBI's taxonomy places the organism in Eukaryota, Metazoa, Chordata, Actinopteri, Cypriniformes, Nemacheilidae. Gene Ontology annotation, cellular component: signaling receptor complex; CSF1-CSF1R complex. The transcript has 21 exons.
UGCAGUGUUUCAAACAAGCAUAUCAGGUUUUUACCAACCAGACAGAAAGAACAACAGAAGGAUGUUCCGUUUCGCUUUAUUCAUUGCUGUACUAUCUUGUACUGCUAAAGAGUUUUCCUCACCAGUGAUAAAACUGAACUCUGCUACACUAAAGCAACCUGAGGUGAUCUGGUCAGCUAAAAAACCCUUCAAUCUGAGGUGCGAUGGACAGAUGGAUGUCAUAUGGAAAACCAGGCUCAACAGACAUCAGAGGCACAUCUCAAAAAAUGUCCUCACUGUCAAAAACCCCACAGUAGAGCACACAGGAACAUACCAGUGCAGAUACAAGAGCCAAACAGACUUGUACUCAGAGGUCCACAUAUAUGUUAAAGAUUUUGUCAAAGCCUUUACAACCCCUCAAACACCCACUAUCAUUAAAAAAGAAGGAUCCAAUUAUUUGCUGGACUGCUUGGUGACGGAUCCAGCAAGUACAGAAUUCUCACUCCAGAUGAAAAAUGGAUCUUCUGUCCCAUUUGAGAUGAACUCUACUGCUGAUCCCAAACGUGGAAUUCUGAUUCGAAACCUUCAGCCCAGAUACAGUGGAGACUAUGUUUGUACUGUGAGGAUUAAUGGAGUCCUAAAGGUGUCUGAAGUCUUUCAUAUCACUGUUUUAAAAAAAGCACAAAGGCCACCAUCUGUAUCACUUGAAGCCAAUCAAUAUGUGCGCAUUGUUGGUGAGAUGCUGCAUAUCCCUUGUUACACAACAAACCAAGACCAUUCAUAUAACAUCACAUGGAGUUCAUCACAAAAGGUAUUUAAACAGGAAAUAAGGAUUGAAGAAGGGUGUGAACAAAUUUGCAUCACUAGUUUUUUUACCAUUCCUCAAGUUAACAUGUCAGACACUGGGAAUUUAACCUGCACUGGCCAGAAUGAAGCAGGAAAAAACAGUGUCACAACAUUUCUCAAAGUUGUUGAUAAACCAUACAUUAAACUUGUACCUAUCUUGGCUGUUGAAUACAAGAAGAAUGGAACAUCUAUUGAAGUGAUCCAGGGGCAGAUGCUUGAAAUUAGUGUGCAAAUUGAAGCAUAUCCAGAAAUCGAGUGGACAUGUUGGAAACCUCCUAAACCUAGGAACACAUCCAAUCAUGAGGAAAAGUUUCACAGGAUUCAUAAUAAAAACCACUACAUAUCCACUAUCCUGCUAAAAAGAGUUGAAGCACAAGAAUAUGGUCACUACAUCUUCAUCUCCAGGAGUGCCAGUGUCAAUGCUUCAAUUACUUUUACAGUUCAUGUGUACCAGAAACCCAAGGCUGUGAUUAAGUGGGAAAAUGGAAAUGCAUCUUGUUUUGCAACGGGUUAUCCUGUACCCAGAAUUCAAUGGUUCCAGUGUCAAGGAGUCAGUACCAUGUGUAGUUACAACCAUACAUCCCCUCUGGUAUUACUGGCCACCCAGUUCAUUUUGGACCGCACAAAAGAAUUUGACCUGGUGCAGGUGACGAGUGUCUUGCCAAUAACUAAUGUAAAUACCAAGUUAACCAUUGAGUGUGUGGCUACAAACAUUGCUGGAGAAGAUCGUGAUUGCCUCACACUGCGAAAUGUUCCUGGCACUAUAUCAAUCUGGCUUACUGUGUUGAUCCCUGUUGUUGUUGUUGGAGCUUUCUGUGUGGGGACACUAUUGUUGUUGUCCAUCUAUAAGUACAAAGAGGCACAGAAGUAUGAAAUACAAUGGAAAAUAAUUCAGGAUAAUAAUGGAAACAGUUCCAAGUAUAUUGACCCCAACCAGCUUCCAUAUGACAAAAAGCUGGAGUUUCCUCGAACUAAGCUGAAACUUGGAAGAGUUCUAGGAGCUGGAGCUUUUGGGAAGGUGGUGCAAGCAACUGCUUAUGGGCUUGUGAAAGAUGAAAACGUUACACAGGUGGCAGUGAAAAUGCUCAAACAAAGUGCCUGCUUUGAAGAAAAAGAAGCACUGAUGUCUGAACUAAAAAUAUUAAGUUAUAUUGGACCACAUGACAACAUAGUAAAUCUUCUGGGGGCAUGUACUCAAGAAGGACCGAUGCUAAUGAUCACAGAGUACUGCUGCCACGGGGAUCUCCUAAACUUCUUGCGUCAAAGAGCUGAAACAUUUGUUAACAAUAUUCUUGACGUUCAUAGUCUUUUUGAGACUUCCAACCUCUACAAGAAUGUUAAAAGCAGUACUGGUUACCAAAAUGCAAAAUCAACAAAGACAUCAAAUGACCUUUUUCAUGGCUCCUGCAAUGAAAGAAUGGAGGAAACAUGGACGUUGGAUAAUAUUAAUUUGCUGAAGUUCUCCUAUCAGGUGUCACAAGGAAUGGACUUCCUUGCCUCUAAAAAUUGUAUUCACAGAGAUUUGGCUGCAAGGAACAUUCUUAUAACAGAUUGCAAAGUAGUCAAGAUCUGUGAUUUUGGUCUGGCACGAGACAUCAUGAAUGACUUAAAUUAUGUGGUAAAGGGGAACGCACGACUCCCUGUAAAAUGGAUGUCACCUGAAAGUAUUUUUGAAUGUGUUUACACCGUGCAAAGUGAUGUGUGGUCAUAUGGCAUUCUUUUGUGGGAGAUCUUUUCCCUAGGUAUGACUCCUUAUCCAAAUGUUGUAAUUGAUGCACAUUUCUACAAGAUGAUUAAAGAGGGUUAUCACAUGUCACAACCAGAUUUUGCACAUCCCGAAAUGUACACAAUUAUGAAAAUGUGCUGGACCCUGAACCCAACUCUGCGUCCGACCUUUGGCAACAUCAGUGAGCAAAUUGCAACGUUACUGUCAAAGGAACUCAAUCAGCAGCAGAUGCUGUAUCCUGAGUUUCAGAGGCAGCUGAUGGGGAAACAGUGCAUCCUGGCACCUGAGUCACUCUACAGAGAGGAGACCCAGCCUUUAAUGAACAGCAGUUUCAUCUAACAUUUGAAAACAAAAACUCUCACUGCAAUGUUAUCUCAUAUGCUAUUAAUUAGAGUCGGCUCUAGUUUUGAAUAUAACAAAGUGGGAUUUGUGUAUAGUGUAAUGCAUUUAAUCUUAGCAGUGCUUACUAUAUAUAAUAUUUUAUAAUAUUCGUUUUUCAUCUAACACUAUAGUAGCUAACAUUUCCAUGCAUGUUUAUGUUUAUUUUCCCUGCCCAUUAUUGGAACUUUACAUAAAGCUUAAACUAUUUUAUCCUUUUUACUCAUUAUUGAGAGGUUUUUAAUGCGUCAUUGUAAUUAGGGUUUAAAAAAUGAAUUUGUAAACACGCAUAUUAACAUGAACUAACAUUACUAUAUACAGUAGCAGCACUGUUUAUUGCAUUUACAUAUUUGGCAGACCCUUUUAUCCAAACUUACAUUGCAUUAUACUAUAUAUUUGUGUCUAAGUAUGUGCAAUCCAUGUGAUCAAACCCAUGACCUUGGCGUUGCUAAAGCCAUGCUCUAACCACUGAGGCACAGGCAUUAACUAAUAUUUCCAAAUAUAACAUUUUUGUUAAGCAUCACAUUGUGCUAAUUAUUAUUUUUUAGCUUUGAAAGCUUUUAAGCUUUUAGAGUGAAAGAUGACAGCAUAUUAAAUAUAAUAAAAGUCUAAAAGACCAAACAAACAUAUAAUUGUUUCAUUGUCUCAAAAAGCUAAUGCAAAAAAAGCUAAAAUAAGGCACAUUAUUUUGUACACUGUUGUUUAAACUUUUUAAGUUCUAUAUUACUGAGAAAAUAAGCUGAGGCCAGUAAAACCUAAAGUAAUUUUCACUUCAAGUCACUUCAACUAAAAUGUUGAAAAUUGUGAUGGACUGAGGGAUCAGCCACACAAGUAUGGGUAUUCGAGCACACAUAUAGAUACACUUACAUCUGCGCGCGCUGGUGAGCCCAGAUAUCCAUACACUUCUCUCAUGUUCAAACAUACCCAUAUGUUACAUUUGGUUAUGACACAUGCCACGUUUGUACAUUUCAUAAUUUAAAGUAUUCUUUACAAUAACCACACAGGACAGCAGUAAUCUACAGUUUUCAUUUAUUUAUGCAGUCACAUACAAAUCAGAUAAUCUAUGAUUUUGCGUACCUUUAACUUAACCAUAUUUCUUUGUACGAGUUACCGAAAUGACGAGGUGUCUGCAGGAGAAAUUCCGGUCCGACAAAAAUUGGAGCCCGUGCGGGAACGGAGUUUUAUCCGAUUGUGGUUCCGCUUGGAUGGACCAUCUGUAGCCGAGACGUGGGGAGAUCUUGAAAUGAACUGUCUAAUUAUCUCCUCCAUUCGGUUUAAAGUCAUGAGUUUAUUUAGUCAUUUGAAAUUAUUUGUCAUUAUUAUAGAUGUGCUUGUUGUAUAAUGUUUGUCUUAAAGUGUGAUGUUAUUGGUUAUAUUUGGAAUUUAUUAUUUCCCCCUUUCCUUGUUGUGAUGAGCUCAUCCAUUCCCUUUUUAAGAGUGAUGGAAAGAUUGUUUGGGAGAUUGGUUGUGAAGGAUUUUAUAUAUUUUAUCUGUGUUCUAUAUGUUUUAUCUAAGGGUUUAUAUCAAUUAUAUUUUCUGUGUGUUUUUUCAUUGUGAUUAUUACUUAUUACGGCUUACCUAAUAUAACAUUGCAUUAUUUUACUAUGUUGAGUAGGGUCUCAGAGUUAAGGGAGAAUAUUAGUGCAAAAUGGUAUUUUCAACAGGAUGUGGGGGUUGUGUGUGUGUGUGCAGCAUUCCAGGCAGGAAAGGAGGACAGGAGAGUAUGCUACACAUCAACGCACAUACCCAUAUAGCGUGGGGUCUAAGAAACAAAGAUUAUGUGGAAACUGGGUGGGGGAAGUGUGUUAUCUUGCAGGUAGUAAAAGAAGAAGGGAGUAGUCUACGAAAAUAUCAGAUGAAGCAUCACUCCAUUGGACACUAAGAAAGCAGCAAAUGUGGAGGCGCUCAGGGGUUGGCCACGGUCCGAAGCAAGCUGGAAGAUACACCCACACAUACACAUAUAAAAAUGUUGUAAACCAUUGAUGCGGGGCAGAAUCUCUGAAAGACAUUGUGUCUGAGAUUGUCCAGCGCGCUGUUUCUGAUCAAUAAACUUCAACAUUUUUUAGAGUUA